AUGGGGAACUGGCUAUCGCGGGACAGGGGGAAGGCAGUCGAGCGGAAUUCAGCUGAGCGGAAGUCUAACGAGGGGGAUACAAGCGAGCGGAAGCCAGUGGAGCAAAAGCCGGUCGAGCGGAAACCGGUCGAGCGGAAACCGGUCGAGCGGAAACCGGUCGAGCGGAAACCGGUCGAGCGGAAACCGGUCGACCGGAAGCCGGUCGAGCGGAAGUCAUUCGAGCGGGAGCCAUUUAAGUGGGAGCCAUUCGAGCGGAAGCCGUUCGAGUGGGAAUUGAGCGAUAAGAUCCCGCUCGGGGGAAGCUCUCGCGGGGAUAGGGACAAGGCGCUUGCGCGGAACCUUGGAUCCGCGAUCGUUGCGGAGAGCGCGGAGAGGCGCGGGGCAGUGGGGGGAUUGGGAGAGGUCGGCCCCGCGCGGAUGGCGGAAGCACUCCGCGGGGAGGGAGGGGAAAGGCUAGCGCGCGUGGAGCAGGAGAGGGAUAUAAGCGGGGGGGAAGGAACGCGGGGCAAGAGAGAGGAGUUAGGGGGAGUAGUUGUUGUGAAAAGCAUGUUAGCGGAGGGGGGUGUGGGCGAGGUGAAAGAGAAAGCGGAGGGGGGUGUGGGCGAGAGUGCAGUGGCGGAAGCGAUGGAGGAGGAUGCGGGAGGGGAGGCGGAACGGCCAGCGGGGGGAAGCGCGGGAGGGGAAGAAUCGAGGGAGGCGAUGAUGGUUGAAGCGGGGGUGGAGGGAGCGGGCGGAGCGGAGGAAGCAGGGGGCGCAGGGGAAGCAGGAGGAACAGAGGGAGCGGAGGGAGCAGGGCGAGAGGAAGAGCGGAGUGGAGUGAAGGGCGAAGGGUCUUCUGAGUGUGUGGCCGGGGAGGAGGGGGGCGCGGUGGAAGGGGGAGAGAGGGACGCGGAGGAAGAACUGCGGGGAGGGCUGCAGGAGGUGAGGACGGAGGAGCGGCAGGAGGAGCGGCAGGAGGAGCGGCAGGAGGAGCGGCAAGAGGAGCGGCAAGAGGAGCGGCAAGAGGAGCGGCAAGAGGAUGCGGGUGCGGGCGGUUUGGUGAAUGAAGGAUGUGAGGAGGUGACGAGAGACGAGGGAGGCGCGGGGGAUGAGGAGAGGACAGCAGGGGUGGGGGAGAAAGGUGAUGGUGAGAGGCAUGUGGGAGAGAGCAUGCUACUAGGAGAACCAGUGGAGGGAGACAUAGCAGGAAGGGAGACGGAGGGAGGAUGCAUUAUGGAAGAGGGAGCGGGCGAUGAUGAAGAGAAGGGCGGAUUGAUGGGGAGUGAGGUUGAAAGGGAUGAGAAGAGGGACGGCGAGAAGGAGUUGUCGGUUGCUGAGAUAGUGGAAGUGGGAGGUGAGAAGGGGAGGGACGAGGGAGGUGAGGAGCGAGAGGAGGAGGGAAGGGAUGGCACAGGGGAGAAGGGAGGGGAGGAGGGAAAGAAAGAGAGAGGGGAGGAGGGAAGGAAAGAGGGAGGGGAGGAGGGAGGGGAGGAGAGACGGGAAGAGGGAGAGAAGGAGGGAAGGAAAGAGGAUGGAAAGGAGGGAGAAGAGGAGACAUGGGAAGACGGAGGGGCUGAGGGCGCGGAGGAACAGGCAGAAGCGAAGGGGGAGGAGAGGAGGAAGAAGCUGCUGAUACUGGAUGUGAACGGACUGCUGGUGGACACGUGCUAUGUGCGCGAUGGCACUCCGGCAGGCCAGCGCCCACCAGACGGCCGCGCUAACAACUUCCAUGUGUACCGGCGGCCGUUCUGUGAGGAGUUCGCGCGCUUCUGCCUGGACAACUUUGUGGUCGCCGUGUGGUCCUCCUCUCGCAUGUACAAUGUGUGUGCGCUGCUGGAGUUUGUCUUCCCGAAGCAGCGCCAGGACGAGAUCGCCUUCAUCUGGGACCAAGCGCGGUGCACGAACACAGGGUUGAAGCACCCUGCCAACCGCCACAAGCCCAUCUUUCUCAAGGAGCUGAGCCACGUGUGGGGCAACGUGCACCACGACAUGCCCUGGCCGCCCGGCACGUACGGCCCCUCCAACACACUGCUGCUCGAUGACUCGCCCUACAAGGCCGUGCUUAACCCGGAGCACACAGCCAUCUUUCCCCAAACCUACCAUCUCACUGACAUUCUCGACAACGCACUCGGUACAUUUCCUUCCAUUUGUUUCGCUGGCCCCACUUCUCACCCCACCCUCGUCCUCCUUCCCUUCGCCAUUUUGCGUUCCUCCCUCACUCGUAUCCUCUCCUUCCUUUGUGCUCCACGCUCCUAG
Messenger RNA from Closterium sp. Yama58-4, 2235 nucleotides. NCBI's taxonomy places the organism in Eukaryota, Viridiplantae, Streptophyta, Zygnematophyceae, Desmidiales, Closteriaceae. The record is from the annotation of a GenBank genome assembly.